Molecule: messenger RNA, 1275 nt
Organism: Closterium sp. NIES-65
Lineage: Eukaryota; Viridiplantae; Streptophyta; Zygnematophyceae; Desmidiales; Closteriaceae
Source: the annotation of a GenBank genome assembly
AUGCGUGUGUACCAUCCCCCAUGGAUCACAUCAGUCAACCUCCCUCCUUCUCUUCCCCCCAUCCUCUUCGCCUUCCACCGCAUUCCGCAAGCGUCACCCUGCCACCCAAUUCCUGCCACCCCUCUCCCCGCCACCCCACUCCCUGCGACCUCUCCAGGCGACUUCUACCCGCAUCGAUCCACCGCCGCCACUGGCGCGCCCGCUGCCGCCGGGGCAUCCGCCGAGCCCCGCCCCUGGUUGAGUGCGGCGUGCGCGUGGGCGGCGCCGUUCGCCCUGGGCGCCGUGGUGGGCGCCGUGGCGUGCUCGCUGCUGCUGCUGCCCCUCGCACUCGCGCCGCUGGACGCGCAGGGGGGAGACGAGGAGCUCCUACUGCAAUCACACGCGGACACGUGGCAGGAGGGGCAAGGGGCGUGGCAGGGGGGAGCGGCAGCAUCGUGGGAGCAGCCUGUGGUGCCCCACCCGCCUGCCACUGCUGCGAGCGGCGCACUGCCCUUGGCUCCCCUCGCUGCCCUUGACUCCGGCGGUGCAGCUGCCAGUGGUGGUGGUGCGGGUGAGAGCGAUGGUGACACGGAGGCAGCAGAGGUGUGGGCAGGAGAUGCUGCCAUGCGUCAUCUGCAAGGCAGGUGGGUGUCACGCAAGGCAGGUGGGUGUCACGCAAGGCAGGUGGGUGUCACGCACGCCUGCUACCCGCACGCACCUCUCGUCCCCUCGCCCACCUCCUGGCCCUGCACGCUCUUCCCCCCUUCUCUGCCAAUACCCUCAGCAGGCACUCAGCACGCACCAUGCACGCUGCACCCAGCAGUGCGCGCGCUGGUGGAGGCGAACGGGCAGGUGAUGCGGCAGCAGCGGCAGGCGGUGGCAGUGGCGGAGGAGGACGAGAGGGGCAUGCACGCCGUGCUCACUGCCGCCCUGCAGGAGCUGGAGAGGGAGCGUCUCAUGCCACAUGGCACCGUGUCAUUGGUGCAACCGGAAUCCCUGGCGGCGCUGGCAGAGGCAGUGAGGGCGAGGCAGGGGGAGGCAAGCAAGGCAGGCGCGGAGGGGCAGGCAGCAGGCGCCGCAGCAGGCGCAUUGCAGACAGCAGAGCAUGCGGUGGUUGGUGCAGUGGCAGCGGGGGGAGGGCAGACGGCGGACUUGCCAUCCCUUGUCAGCCAGGCACAGGCGGCUGGGCGCGUGGGGGGGCGCAUGGGGCAUGGUGCAGCAGGGGCGAGCGCAGGAGAGGGGCAGGGGAAGGUUGCAGCGGAUGGGGAGAUAUGGGCGGUGGGGGGGAAGGGAUGA